This is a messenger RNA of Eruca vesicaria subsp. sativa (arugula), 3041 nucleotides long. The record is from the annotation of a GenBank genome assembly. Lineage: Eukaryota; Viridiplantae; Streptophyta; Magnoliopsida; Brassicales; Brassicaceae.
UGUCUUUUGUUCAGCGAACCAUAAUCUUUGAGGGGUUUAACAAGGGUUACCAGUCUCCUCCACCAUUUCCUCUGAAGAAGACGAAGGAGACAAAUCUUCUUCCUCUAUCAAAAUCCCCCCGAUUAAUUCAUCUCCAUAACUGAAUCUCCCUCUCAAUUUCAUAUUCCUCAAUCAUUCUAGUCACAUCAAUUUUCCAGCGCACAAAUAAAAAAUGCGUCGAAGCUUCUCUAUCAUAACCCCAACAAAAUGGCUCAAACCCUCCUCUCCUUAUAACACCACUCUCACUCCCAAAACCUUACCCCUCCUCCGCUCCCUCUCCUACUUCUCCCGCCACCACCCCCAACCCCCGCCAGAUCCAGACGACCCAACAAACCUCCUCAAAGAAGACGGCGUCUCCCUCUGCUCCCACAUGUGGCUCGAAAACUUCAAAAACCCCCACAAAACCUCCACAAACCUCACCUCCCACCUCCGCCGCUUCGAGCUCUGGGUCCUCGCCUACCAAAAAGUCUCCUGCGACGAGCUCGGCGCCUACGUCCCCCGCUCCUCCAUCCAACGCUCCGCCCUCGAGAACCUCCUCUCCCUCCGUAACUCCGUCCUCGACGACCGCUUCAAAUGGGGCGCCCGCCUCGACUUCUACAUCAAAUCCCCCAGAGACAAAACCGACUACGAGUCUCUAUCCAAGCGCAAGAUCAAAGCCAUCUUAACCACCACGCAACCCACUCCGUUCCAGGACAGGAUCGUUCAAGAAGUGUUGCUGAUGAUUCUUGAACCGGUUUACGAGUCCCGGUUCUCGCAGAAGUCUUUCGCGUUUAGACCCGGGAGGACGGCGCAUACGGUUUUGAGAGUUAUUAGGAGGAACUUCGCGGGGUAUUUAUGGUAUUUGAAAGGGGAUUUAAGUGUGGUUUUGGAUGGGAUGAAAGUUGGGUUUGUUGUUAGUUCGUUGAUGAGAGAUGUUAGGGAUAAGAAAGUCAUUGACUUGAUUAAGUCCGCUUUGGUUACUCCCGUUGUAACCACUAGUAAAGUGGAAGGAGAUGAUAAGAAGAAGACUAAGAAGAGAAAGUAUCAGAAGAAGCGUGUGUUAGCUGAUGAUGAGCCUAAGCCUGACCCUUACUGGUUAGAGACUUUCUUCGGUUUCGCUCCUGAAGAAGCUAACAAGUCUCCUCAGUGGGGACACUGUGGGAUUCUUAGUCCUCUUUUAGUUAAUGUAGUUCUCGACGAGCUUGAUCGGUACAUGGAGGGAAAAGUUAAAGAUUUUUACCGUCCUUCUAAGAGUGAUGUUAUAUGGAAUACACCUGAAGGAGAUGGUGGUGGUGGUGAUCAGGGCAACACUUCGUGGCCUGAGUUUGUGCCCACGAGUGGUCCUGACAAGACGAGGAAGAUGGAUUACGUUAGGUACGGUGGUCAUAUACUGAUAGGUGUGCGUGGACCGAGAGCUGAUGCUGCGACGUUGAGGAAGGAGUUGAUUGAGUUUGUUGAUCAGAAGUAUAUGCUUAGGUUGGAUAAUGAGAAUCUACCUAUUGAGCAUAUCACUAAAGGUAUUAUGUUUCUUGAUCAUGUUUUGUGUCGUCGUGUUGUGUAUCCGACCUUGAGGUAUACUGCGACUGGAGGGAAGAUUAUAAGUGAGAAAGGCGUUGGGACGCUUUUGUCUGUUACAGCGAGUUUGAAACAGUGUAUCAAACAGUUUAGGAAACUUAACUUUAUUAAAGGAGACCGUGAUCCUGAUCCUCAGCCGUGUUUCAGAAUGUUCCACGCUACUCAAGCUCAUACCAAUGCACAGAUGAAUAAGUUUUUGACCACAGUUGCUGAGUGGUACCGGUUUGCGGAUAACCGGAAGAAGAUUGUGAACUUCUGUUCUUACAUUGUCCGUGGGUCUCUUGCUAAGCUUUAUGCUGCGAAGUAUAAGCUUAGAUCACGAGCCAAAGUGUAUAAAGGAGCUUCUAGGAAUCUGAGCCGUCCUUUGAAGGAGAAGAAAGGUUUGUCUCCUGAGUAUAACAAUCUCUUGAGGAUGGGUCUUGCUGAGUCUAUUGAUGGGCUUGUUUACACAAGAAUGUCUCUUGUUCCUGAGACUGAUUACUCGCCUUUUCCGGCUAACUGGAGGCCGGAGCACGAGAAGUUUCUGAUGGAGUACUUAGCGCUCGAUGAGCCAAAGACUUUGGAAGAGCAGAAGAGGUUUAUUAGAGAGAAUGGUCUAGUUUCUCCUCAGGACUACACGUCUAUGUUGGUGUGGAACUAUAAGAGAAAUGCUAUUCCUAUGGAUCAGGUUUCGAUUCUUAAGGAUCAACCUUUCUUGUUGGGAUCAUCAAGUAACUACAACCGUGACAAUGACAAUGACAAUGACAAUGAUGAUGAUGAUAGUGAUGAUGAUGAUGAUCUGAAGAAUAAUGAUGAAGAUAAUGACGAUGGGCUUCACAUUGCACGCAUAUAGCUCACUGUUCAAGACCUUUAGAAGGCUAUAGAGGGUACGAGCAUUGUUUCAACGGUGAGCUCGCUGAUUACUAAUCUUUAAAGUUUCGCAGAAUCUCGUUGCAUUCAGUGCAGAACUCAUAACGAAGGUGGCGGUUUUGUAAUCACGCACUUUAAUACUUAUCACAGCUUCCUUCAAGGUGACAGUAUUGUCUUUAUAAAUCAUGGCGCAGUCGUCGAAUAGCAUUCCAAGCACAUUGUCUUCCCCGUAGUUCUUCUCCUUGAGAAUCUUGUCAGCUUUUUCUCUCAAUCUCCUUGACCUGGCCCCAGCGUUUAUCAUCGAGGCCGUGGCUAACUCACCCAUACUUUGUGCGGUUUUGCUCCGGUGGUGCCCUUCUAGAGACUUGACGCAGAAAUCGAGUUUGAGGUCACGGUUUUUAGCUACAGCUUUCUUGCAAGAGUUUUGAAUGAGAGUUUGUGUGUUUGCUGUGAUUAUGUUUAUGAGGAGAAAGAACGUAAAAAGGUUAAGCAAUAAUUUCAUUUUUCUUAGGAGAGAAGCUGAGGAAUGUAAUGAGAAGAAUCGAUUGUUGAAGAAAGUUUUGUGAUCCAGUUGAGUUUAUAUAAUUAAUGAAACUACG